Molecule: messenger RNA, 1143 nt
Organism: Aureobasidium pullulans EXF-150
Lineage: Eukaryota; Fungi; Ascomycota; Dothideomycetes; Dothideales; Saccotheciaceae
Product: t-SNARE
Exons: 3
Biological process (GO): vesicle-mediated transport; intracellular protein transport; vesicle fusion
Cellular component (GO): endomembrane system; membrane; SNARE complex
Molecular function (GO): SNAP receptor activity; SNARE binding
Source: RefSeq, a predicted model, not a curated record
AUGUGGCGCGACAGAACAAACCUCUUUAUCUCCUAUCGCCAAUCAUAUUCACAUCAUCCUACCACCAAAAAGUCGCGAAUUGCUGGAGGCUUCGGAGACAAUGGCGAAUCCGAGGAGACUCGCGGACUCAUGUCUGCCGGUGCUUUCGACGACGGAGAUGCAGUAAUUGAGAUGGAUCGCCUACCGCCGCGCUGGCUGGACGUGCAGGACCAAGUCACCGAAUGGUUAGACAACAUCACAAAACAAAUGAAAAAGCUGGACCAAUUGCUCCAGAAACACGUGCUACCAGGAUUCGACGAUGAGCAGGUCAAGAGAAGGGAAGAGCGUGAGAUCGAGGCCAUGACCCAAGAGAUCACUAGAGGCUUUCAAACCUGUCAACGAGCAAUCCGUCGCAUUGACAAUAUGGUCAAAGAAUCGCAACAAACUGGAAGCCUGAGUAGAGGAGAGGAGACAAUGGCUCAGAAUCUCAAGGUCUCCCUGGCCACAAGAGUGGGAGACAGCAGUGCACUGUUUCGUAAGAAGCAGUCUGCAUAUCUGAAGAAACUACGUGCACUCGGUGGCAUGAAUUCACCCCUAGACCGUGCUGCGUCACCUGUCCAGAACCCAUACACCGAUCCCUCCCUCAUGGACUCUGAGAUCGAUCGCAGCUCAGCACAAACAACUCUCCUACAGACCAAGCAAAAACAGCGCUCUACUGGUUUACACGAUUCGACCAUUGCUCAACGGGAGCGCGAGAUCGAAGACAUUGCGCAAGGCAUCAUCGAUCUGUCCAACAUAUUCCAGGAAUUACAGACCAUGGUCAUCGAUCAAGGAAGCAUGCUGGACCGCAUUGAUUACAACGUCGAGAACAUGGCUGUCGAAGUCAAACAAGCGGAGAAGGAGUUGAAAGUCGCUACUGGAUACCAGAAGAAAUCGACCAAGCGAAAGAUCAUCUUAUUGCUGGUGCUCAUCGUUGCCGGCAUGUUUAUUCUGCUGAUGAUCAAACCUAAAAGCCGAAGCAGUCCGGCCGUUACCCCUGCACCCGCGCCUGUUACUCCGACAGAACCAGAGCCAGCUAUAAGACCCCCUGGACGUUUACGACGAAAUGUGGUCUGGGACGAGCUCAUAGGUACUAGGAAAGACUGGAGAAGGCGGAAGCGAACA